Molecule: messenger RNA, 954 nt
Organism: Hyalella azteca
Lineage: Eukaryota; Metazoa; Arthropoda; Malacostraca; Amphipoda; Hyalellidae
Exons: 7
Coding region: 1-954 (317 amino acids)
Source: RefSeq, a predicted model, not a curated record
AUGGCGGAGAGCGGCAGGGACGGGGAGCUCGGCUCGCCCUCACGCAGGGUGCCCGCUGUCAGCUUCGGCACCGCGGCUUUCAUCCUCAUCAGAGUGAAGCGCGCCUUCAGGAGGAAGAAGGCCAAGAUGAAGAGUUCUGCGCGGGAGGCCACCACGGCCGGCGGCGGUGGCGGUGGCCGGGCGACGACAGGCAAACCAGCGCCGCUGUACCGCAGCCGAACACUGCCGGCGAUCGUCGUGCCAGUGCACCUCACAGCAGACAUCGCGCAGCACCUCAACAACAAAGCCGAGGAAGGCUCCUCCCCUCACCGGGUUGCUCCCGCUGACUGCUUCUUGCGCCCUCUGGUCACUGUCACAGCAGACUGUGAAGACGGGCAGGAGGGGGAGAUGCGGGUGCUGGUGGGGGGCGAGGAAGACUGCGCCCCCAGCAGCAGAGGAUCUUCAUCCUCAGCAGGACCCAUGGAGCGCCUCACGCGCCUCCUGACCAAGGAGCCCCGCCGGGACGGCGAGUACAGGCGCAGGACGCAUUCCCUCGAGAGGACUCCAGGUGGCAGCGGGUCGCGGCGGUCCAGCAUGAAGGAACUUUUAGUGUCUCUCUCGAUGGACAGAAGGAGGUCCCUGCGUCUCAAUGAGCUGCCCUCCCACCAGCAGCUGUAUUGGAAGGACGCCUCCAGCGGAAAAUACCUCUCUGGCACCCCACGUCGCUCUGCCAGCGUUGACUCGCUCGUCGACCAGACUGGCAACAACAACAACAACAACAACAACAACUGCAUCACUUACAACCACAACAGCCUGCUGGUGCCGGGCAGCGCCCACCACCCGCCACCAUGCCCGCCAUCCUUCAGGGGCAACGGCGCGGCGCGGGCAGCGAUGCCCGCGUCGCCGUCGCCGGGCAAGCGCCCCGCAAAGCCGGACCGCGCGGCGCACUACGGUACAGGUGCGUGGGCGCGUUGA